CCACAACAGAACAAAGAAUCACAACAGAACCAAUACCCACAACAGAACAAACAACCACAACAGAACCAGCAACCACAACAGAACAGCAACCACUACAGAACCAAAACCCACAACAGAACAACAACCACAACAGAACCAGCAACCACUACAGAACCAAUACCCACAACAGAACAAAGAAUCACAACAGAACCAAUACCCACAACAGAACAAAAAACCACAACAGAACAAAUACCCACAAUAGAACAAAGAAUCAUAACAGAACCAAUACCCACAACAGAACAAAAAACCACAACAGAACCAGCAACCACUACAGAACCAAAACCCACAACAGAACAAACAACCACAACAGAACCAGCAACCACUACAGAACCUAUACACACAACAGAACAAAUAAUCACAACAGAAUCAGUACCCACAACAGAACAAACAAACAACCACAACAGAACAGCAACCACUACAGAACCAACACCCACAACAGAACAAACAACCACAACAGAACCAGCAACCACAACAGAACCAGAAACCACUACAGAACCAAUACCCAAAACAGAACAAAGAAUAACAACAGAACCAAUACCCACAACAGAACAAACAACCACAACGGAACCAGCAACCACUACAGAACCAUUAACCACAACAGAACAAAAAACCACAACAGAACAAAAAAUCACAACAGAACCAAUACCGACAACAGAACAAACAACCAGAACAGAACCAACAAUAACUACAGAACCAAUACCCAAAACAGAGCAAACAACCCUAACGGAACCAACAGAACAAACAACCACAACAGAACCAGAAACCAGUACAGAACCAAUACCCACAACAGAACAAACAACCACAACAGAACCAGCAACCACUACAGAACCAAUAUCCACAACAGAACAAAGAAUCACAACAGAACCAAUACCCACAACAGAACAAAAAACCACAACAGAACAAAUACCCACAAUAGAACAAAGAAUCAUAACAGAACCAAUACCCACAACAGAACAAAAAACCACAACAGAACCAGCAACCACUACAGAACCAAAACCCACAACAGAACAAACAACCACAACAGAACCAGCAACCACUACAGAACCUAUACACACAACAGAACAAAUAAUCACAACAGAAUCAGUACCCACAACAGAACAAACAACCACAACAGAACCAGCAACCACUACAGAACCAACACCCACAACAGAACAAACAACCACAACAGAACCAGAAACCACUACAAAACCAAUACUCACAACAGAACAAAGAAUAACAACAGAACCAAUACCCACAACAGAACAAACAACCACAACGGAACCAGCAACCACUACAGAACCAUUAACCACAACAGAACAAAGAAUCACAACAGAACAAAAAAUCACAACAGAACCAAUACCGACAACAGAACAAACAACCAGAACAGAACCAACAAUAACUACAGAACCAAUACCCAAAACAGAGCAAACAACCCUAACGGAACCAGCAACCACUACAGAACCGAUACCCACAACAGAAAAAAGAAUCACAACAGAACCAAUACCCACCACUGAACAUGCAACCACAACAGAACAUGCAACCACAACAGAACCAAUGCCCACAACAGAACCAGCAACCACAACAGAACAAACAAUCACAACAGAACCAGCAACCACUACAGAACCGAUACUCACAACAGAACAAAGAAUAACAACAGAACCAAUACCCACAACAGAACAGACAACAACAAUGGAACCAGCAACCACAACAGAACCAAUACCCACAGCAGAACAAAUAAUCAAAACACAACCAGAACCAACAACCACUACUGAACCAAUACCCACAACAGAACAAACAACCUCAACAGAAGCAGCAACCACUACUACAGAACCAAUACCCACAACAGAACAAAGAAUCACCACAGAACCAAUACCCACAACAGAACAAACAACCACAACGGAACCAGCAACCACUACAGAACCAACACCCACAACAGAACAAACAACCAAAACAGAACCAGAAACCACUACAGAACCAAUACCCACAAAAGAACAAAGAAUCACAACAGAACCAAUACCCACAACAGAACAAACAACCACGAGAGAACCAACAAACACUACGGAACGAAUACCCAAAACAGAACAAACAACCAAAACAGAACCAGCAACCACUACAAAACCAAUACCCACAACAAGACAAACAACCACAACAGAACCAGCAAUCACUACAGAACCAAUACUCACAACAGAACAAAGAAUAACAACAGAACCAAUACCCACAACAGAACACACAACAACGGAAACAGCAACCACUACAGAACCAAUACCCACAGCAGAACAAAGAAUCAAAACACAACCAAUACCCACAACAGAACAAUCAGCCACAACACAACCAGAAACCACUGCAGAAACAAUACCCAAAACAGAACAAAGAAUCGCAACAGAACCAAUACCCACAACAGAACAAACAACCACAACAGAACCAGAAACAAGUACAGAACCAAUACCCACGACAGAAAAAAGAAUCACAACAGAACCAGCAACCACUGCAGAACCAAUACCCACAACAGAACAAACAACCACAACAGAACCAAUACUCCAAGCAAAACAGAAAAGCACAACAGAACCAAUACACACAACAGGACAAACAACAAAAACAAAACAAAUACACACAACAGAACCAAUACCCACAACAGAACAAAGAAUCACAACAGAACAAAGAAUCACAACAGAACAAAGAAUCACAACAGAGUCAAUACCCACAAAAGAACAAAGAGUCACAAAGGAACCAAUACCCACAACAAAACAAACAACCACAACGGAACCAGCAACCACUACAGAACCAAUACCCAGAACAGAACAAACAACAACAACAGAACCAGCAACCACUACAGAACAAAUACCCAUAACAGAACAAAGAAUUACAACAGAAGCAAUACCCACAAGAGAACAAACAACCACAACAGAACCAGCAACAACUACAGAACCAAUACCCACAACAGAACAUACAACAACCGAACAAGCAAACACAACAAAACCAAUACCAAUAACAGAACAAAGAAUCACAACAGAAUCAAUACCCACGACAGAAAAAACUACCACAACAGAACCAGCAACCACUACAGAACCAAUACCCACAACAGAACCAGCAACCACUACAGAACCAAUACCCACAACAGAACAAACAACCACUACAGAACCAGCAACCACUACAGAACCAAUACUCACAACAGAACAAAUGACCACAACACAACCAACACCCACAACAGAACAAACAACCACAACAGAACCGGCAACCACAAGAGAACCAAUACCCACAACAGAACAAAGAAUCAGAACAGAACCAAUACCCCAACAGAACAAACAACCACAACAGAACCAGAAACAAGUACAGAACCAAUACCCACGACAGAAAAAAGAAUCACAACAGAACCAGCAACCACUGCAGAACCAAUACCCACAACAGAACAAACAAUCACAACAGAACCAAUACUCCAAGCAAAACAGAAAAGCACAACAGAACCAAUACACACAACAGGACAAACAACAAAAACAAAACAAAUACACACAACAGAACCAAUACCCACAACAGAACAAAGAAUCACAACAGAACAAAGAAUCACAACAGAACAAAGAAUCACAACAGAGUCAAUACCCACAAAAGAACAAAGAGUCACAAAGGAACCAAUACCCACAACAAAACAAACAACCACAACGGAACCAGCAACCACUACAGAACCAAUACCCAGAACAGAACAAACAACAACAACAGAACCAGCAACCACUACAGAACAAAUACCCAUAA
This is a messenger RNA of Octopus sinensis (East Asian common octopus), 3762 nucleotides long. Its product is annotated as mucin-2-like. The record is from RefSeq and is a predicted model, not a curated record. Lineage: Eukaryota; Metazoa; Mollusca; Cephalopoda; Octopoda; Octopodidae. The transcript has 2 exons. The annotation marks the transcript as partial.